AUGGCUCUAUCUAAUGCCCCCAACGUCACCAAUGCUCUGCGGUUCACCCCCGAGGGCUCGUUCAAGAUCUCGCUCUUCUCCGACCUUCACUAUGGAGAAUCAACAAACACCGUGGGGCCUCCCCACGACGCCCACACGGCCGACACGAUGGCGCAGAUCCUCUCCGCCGAGAAUCCCCAGCUAGCCGUCCUAAAUGGUGACCUCAUCACCGGUCGCACAAAACCCGGACCCUCCAACUCCAGCCUGUAUAUCGACAGCCUUGUCGCUCCGCUCACCGAUCGCCAUGUUCGCUGGGCCUCCGUCUACGGCAACCACGAAAGCGACCGGGGCCUAUGUCCCGAUGAUCUCCUCGAACGGGAGACCACCAACUACCCGCACGCCAGCCUGACGCGGAAGAUGGUCGACGAUCCAGACGCAGGCAUCACCAAUUACUACCUCCCUGUGUGGUCGUCCGAGAAUAACAACAACAACAGCUCUUCCAUCGCGCCCGAGCUCAUCCUCUGGUUUUUUGACUCGCGGGGCGGACAGGCGUGUGAGGAGGCGGAGCGCCCGGGCAGUCGGCGGCCAAAUUGGGUAGACGACUCGGUCGUCCACUGGUUCACACAAACCCGCGAGUCCCUCCAGGAGAAAUACAAUCGCACCGUCCCAUCCCUAGCCUUCUUCCACAUUCCGACCUACGCGAUGCGCGCGUUCCAGGAAGCCAGUGUCGGGGGGCCCGCUGCCCCGGGCCUCAACCACGACAUCGUCAAGCAGCAGGGGUACAUGCCGGGGGUGCAGGACUACCGCGAGCAAGACUAUGCGUUUAUGGAGGCACUGCUGGAUACGGACGGGCUGAUCGCGACGUUUAGUGGACAUGACCACGGGAAUGAUUGGUGCUUCCGCUGGGACAGCCAACUCCCCUACAUGAACCUCACCGGAAACGGCCUACACAUGUGCUACGGUCGGAGAACCGGCUACGGCGGGUAUGGGGGGUGGGCGCGCGGCGGACGGCAGAUCGAGCUGCUGCUGCAAGACGAGGGCCCACCGCGGCUGGACACCUGGGUGCGGGUGCAGGAUGGGACGGUCGGGGAGCGCACCAGCAUCUAUUCGAGUUCGGAUUCGAGCUCGACCACAUCGCAGGGGUCGGAGUAUCUAGGGACGAGUGCAGCGGUGAAGCGGGAGCGGUGGUUCGUUUUCCGGUGGGUGAUGGUUUGGGUGGCUGCGGCUGGUUGGUUUGUCGGGGGAUACGAUAUAUGA
This is a messenger RNA of Aspergillus candidus, 1236 nucleotides long. Its product is annotated as metallophosphoesterase family protein. Gene Ontology annotation, molecular function: hydrolase activity, acting on ester bonds. The transcript has 4 exons. The record is from RefSeq and is a predicted model, not a curated record. Gene Ontology annotation, cellular component: cytoplasm. The coding region runs from base 1 to 1236 and encodes 411 amino acids. NCBI's taxonomy places the organism in Eukaryota, Fungi, Ascomycota, Eurotiomycetes, Eurotiales, Aspergillaceae.